This is a messenger RNA of Drosophila biarmipes, 2570 nucleotides long. It is a transcript of the gene myo, whose product is annotated as growth/differentiation factor 8. The record is from RefSeq and is a predicted model, not a curated record. Gene Ontology annotation, molecular function: cytokine activity; growth factor activity. The coding region runs from base 381 to 2207 and encodes 608 amino acids. Gene Ontology annotation, cellular component: extracellular region. Gene Ontology annotation, biological process: SMAD protein signal transduction. The transcript is spliced from 4 exons. Lineage: Eukaryota; Metazoa; Arthropoda; Insecta; Diptera; Drosophilidae.
CAGCUGGUCAGUUCCACCUCGUCAUUCAACCGCACAGCCAGCAGAACAGAAUCUCCGGUUUCCAUAUUUUGCUUUUCUAUGGAAUAAACUCAAUUAAUUCUUCGUAUUUGGCUAUUCUUGCAAACUAAAAUUAACUAUGUGCUUUUCGGCAGUGUAUUCUCGUAAUAAUAAUAACGCGAAGCAAGUGAAAUAUGUUCCAAACCAUAGCUCAACUGUUAGUUCAAUAUAAAACAUUUAAUAAGUACAUGUUCAUACACACAAUUGCUUAGUGUUCAAAAUAGAAUUCGGUUGUACAUGUGUAAGAAUAUAAAUAAAUACCAAUAGAUGAUUAUAUAUGUACUUAUGUACAAUUGCACACCACAAGGGUUUGAUCAAAAAUCAUGCUGUCCAAAUCAUGCCGCGGUUGGAAAAAAUAUAAGACUUACGAUCUAUAUCAUCCAUCCAUAUCAAAAGAUAAUAACGCAUUCAAUGAAAAAGUUCAAGAAAACCAACUCAUCACAGCUUUUCACAUUAGACUACACCCCAACGAAAUCAGGUGUGCAGUUCCUUGCAGAUUGUUAUGUGACUGCAAAAGAAAAAUAAGCGGACGAAUGAUUGUAAUUGGACGUUCGAAAUGUAAUUUCCUUGUAAACCGAUGCCUUGCUGUCGCCGUACUUGUAAUCCUAGCGGCUGCAUGCAGUGCUUAUGCUCAGACUGAAAAAGAAAGCUUCAGUAACUCUUUCAACGGCAGCGUUAGUCCAGAAAUCGUAUUGCUGUCUGAAAAAAACGGAUCUUCACCGAUAUCUGCAGAAGAUAAAGUUAAAGAAAGUAUGGAUUUAUUCCAAAUGAAAGUACAAAGUAAGCAGGGCAAAAGAAGUUCCUCUUUGCCAAAGGAAUCAGUUUCAGGAGAUUUCGCAAAAGUUCAAAGCGUGUCCGUGUACCGCAAUACCCUACUCAAUAUAGAAAGCAUGCUACACCGACAAUUACGGGAGAAGGCCAAGGUGGACAGUUUAGAGUCAAUUAAAAUGCAUAUACUUAUGCGCUUAAAUUUAAAAAAACUUCCCAAUAUUACAAAACCAAUAUCAGUACCACAAAACAUAAUAGACAAUUUUUAUAAAGGUUAUAAUGCCUCCUCGAAAAACACUGCUUGGAGUCGCAUGGAAAGUACAGAUGAAUCUCAUUUAUUGCAAAAAUCAACAGUCCCAGAAAAUGUUAAAUCAAAUGACACUUAUGGUGGCGACAUCUUAACUGAUUCCUUAGAUGAAAGUUCGUCGUCACAAAUGCAAGGAGAUGAUGCUAACAUUGUUAACGAAUUUCAAUUAACGCAAGGAAUAGGGCUAAACAAAUAUCAACAUACAAAAACUAAUAUACCUGUUAAUAACGGAGAGGAACACGAAAGUAUUCUUUCACACAUUAGCAGCAUUUACAUAUUUCCCGAACAAGUUCAACCUCAUGUCCGACACAACCGUAAUGCCGAUGUCUUUCGAUUUAAAAUUGACGGUAGCUACUCGGAUUUAUCAUACGCAACGCUUCAUUUAUACUUACGUGGUUGGGAGUGGAUAGGCACACAUCAGCCAGAGCUCUAUAGAGAAAUUAAUAAUCAGCCAAGUAAAGAUAUUGUUGUGACUAUUCACCGAGCUAUGAAGCGUGCAAAUGCAACAAGCUUUACUCAAAAAGGAAAAAUAUUUGAGUUCCGACGUAGUAUCCCUUCAGGACUUGGCCAAUGGGUUAACGUUGAUUUAAAAGCUCUAUUCGGGGAUCUCGAAUCGAAUACCACACAGGAAAUUCUUAUAAAAGGAGCAGAGUCCUGGAUGAAGCCAUUAGUAGUGACCACUGACAAUACAUCAAAAAAUCCAUUGACUUUUCAUAUAGAAGUUGGAUCACAAAAAAAGAAUCGGAGAAAGCGCAACGUGUAUAUGGACUGCACAGAAAAUGAUCAUGACAUGCGAUGUUGUCGAUAUCCACUUAAAGUUAACUUCACCAGCUUUGGAUGGCAUUUCGUUGUGGCACCAACGUCAUUUGAUGCAUAUUUCUGUAGUGGCGAUUGUAAAGUUGGUUACCUAGAGCAAUAUACCCAUACACAUUUGGCAGCAUUAACGACGUCGGCCACACCGUGUUGCUCGCCAACAAAAAUGAGUUCGUUAAGUUUGUUAUAUUUUGAUGAUAACCAUAACCUGGUGUUAAGUGUCAUACCUAAUAUGUCUGUCGAGGGUUGCAGCUGUUCCUAGCAAACAAAAUGAAACAACCCAAAGAUCUUAUUUUAAAACACAGCUGAAAGAUAAGCUGAAGAUAAAUGUAUGUAAAUAAAUAAACAUUGGGAAAAUGAUUUAGCUUUUUCAAAAUGCUAGUAUUAUUUAACGAAAAAAUAAGUAGGUUUGCAUGCUAUUAUUAAAUAUUUAUCAUAUUAAGGUGUGCAUCUAACAUUUUAUAUUUAAGUUUGCAGAAAAGUAAAACAGCUAGAUAUUAUAUUGUUAGCUUACACCCAACACAGAGAAAUAUGAAGCUAAACGUAUUUUUAAAUUAUGAAUUUGGUCGUGUCUACAUGACGAAUACUCCAGUGAUUUAAGUAAAUAAAAGUAUACAAAUAAGAA